AAAAGAACAUGGCUCCUGCAGCAAGCAGCGCCGAGCUCGGCGCAGCGCAAAGGCGCGCCGGACUGCAGUGAGAGCGCGAUGGUGAACUCGAGCCGCGUGCAGCCGCAGCAGCCCGGGGACCCGAAGCGGCCGCCGGCGCCCCGGGCGGCGGGUUCAGGCCGGCUGAUGGCGGGCAGCGCUUCGGGCGGCCUCCGCGAACACAGGGGCCUGGAGAUUGAGAUGGAGCGCAUCCGGCAGGCGGCCGCGCGGGAUCCCCCGGCCGGAGCCUCGGCCUCCCCUUCUCCUCCGCUCUCAUCGUGUUCGAGGCAGGCGUGGAGCCGGGACAACCCUGGCUUCGAAGCCGAGGAAGAUGAAGAAGAUGAGGAGGAAGAGGAGGUGGAAGGAGAAGAAGGCGGGAUGGUGGUGGAGAUGGAUGUGGAGUGGCGCCCAGGCAGCCGGAGGUCUGUGGCUUCCUCGGCCGUGAGCUCCGCGGGCGCCGGGAGCCGGGCAUUGGGGGGCUACCACGGCUCUGGCCACCCGAGUGGGAGGCGGCGCCGAAGAGAGGACCAGGGCCCGCCGUGCCCCAGCCCAGACGGCGGAGGGGACCCGCUGCAUCGCCACCUCCCCAUGGACGUGCAGCCGCAGCGAGUGGCGUGGGCCAAGAGGCUGGCUCGUGGGCUGCGAGGUUUCUGGGGAACAAGACUCAUGGAAGAAAAUAAUACUAACCGAGAGAAAUACCUGAAAAGUGUUCUACGUGAACUGGUCACAUACCUCCUUUUUCUCAUCAUCUUGUGUAUCUUGACCUAUGGGAUGAUGAGUUCCAGCGUGUACUACUACAACCGGGUAAUGUCGCAGCUCUUCAUAGACUCUCCACUGUCCAAGACUGAGAAAACCAACUUUAAAACGCUCUCUUCCAUGGAAGACUUUUGGAAGUUCACAGAAGGCUCCUUGUUGGAUGGACUGUACUGGAAGACGCAGCCCAGCAACAUAACUGAUGCUGACAACCGAAGUUUUAUUUACUAUGAGAACCUGCUGUUAGGGGUACCACGCAUACGGCAACUCAAAGUCAGAAACGGAUCCUGUUCUAUCCCACAGGACUUGAGAGAUGAGAUUAAAGAGUGCUAUGACGUCUACUCUGUCAGUAGUGAAGACAGGGCUCCGUUUGGUCCUCGAAAUGGAACUGCUUGGAUCUACACAAGUGAAAAAGAUUUAAAUGGUAGUAGCCACUGGGGAAUGAUCACAACCUACAGUGGAGCUGGCUACUACCUGGAUUUGUCAAGAACAAGGGAGGAGACAGCUGCCCAGAUUGCUAACCUCAAGAAAAAUGGCUGGUUGGACCGAGGAACCAGGGCGGCUUUUAUUGACUUUUCUGUGUACAACGCCAAUGUUAACCUGUUCUGUGUGGUCAGGUUAUUGGUUGAAUUUCCAGCAACAGGCGGUGUGAUUCCAUCUUGGCAAUUUCAACCUGUAAAGCUGAUCCACUAUGUCUCAACGUUUGAUUACUUCCUGGCGGCCUGUGAGAUUAUCUUUUGUUUCUUUAUCCUUUACUACGUGGUGGAAGAGAUAUUGGAAAUUCGCAUUCACAAGCUACAAUACUUCAGGAGUUUCUGGAAUUGUCUGGAUGUUGUGAUCAUUGUGUUAUCAGUGGUAGCUAUAGGAAUUAACAUACAUAGAACAUCAAAUGUGGAGGUGCUGAUACAGUUUCUGGAAGAUCAAAAUACUUACCCCAACUUUGAACACCUGGCAUACUGGCAAAUACAAUUCAACAAUGUAGCUGCGGUCACAGUAUUUUUUGUUUGGAUUAAGCUCUUCAAAUUCAUCAAUUUUAACAGGACCAUGAGCCAGCUCUCCACAACUAUGUCUCGCUGUGCCAAAGAUCUCUUUGGCUUUGCCAUUAUGUUCUUCAUUAUUUUCUUAGCUUACGCUCAGUUGGCAUAUCUUGUUUUUGGAACUCAGGUUGAUGACUUCAGUACUUUCCAAGAAUGUAUCUUCACUCAAUUCCGUAUCAUUUUGGGCGAUAUCAACUUUGCAGAGAUUGAGGAAGCUAAUCGAGUUUUGGGACCAAUUUAUUUCACUACAUUUGUGUUCUUUAUGUUCUUCAUUCUUUUGAAUAUGUUUUUGGCCAUCAUCAAUGAUACUUACUCUGAAGUUAAAUCUGAUUUGGCUCAGCAGAAAGCUGAAAUGGAGCUCUCAGAUCUUAUCAAAAAGGGCUACCAUAAAGCCUUGGUUAAACUAAAAUUGAAAAAAUCUACUGUGGAUGACAUUUCGGAGAGUCUGCGACAAGCGGGAGGCAAGUUAAACUUUGAUGAACUUCGACAAGAUCUCAAAGGGAAGGGUCAUACUGAUGCAGAGAUUGAAGCCAUAUUCACUAAGUAUGACCAAGAUGGAGACCAAGAACUGACUGAACAUGAACACCAGCAGAUGAGAGACGACUUGGAAAAAGAGAGGGAGGACCUGGACUUGGAUCACAGCUCUUUACCACGUCCUAUGAGCAGCCGAAGUUUCCCACGAAGUCUGGAUGACUCUGAGGAGGAUGAUGAUGAAGACAGUGGCCAUAGUUCCAGAAGGAGAGGAAGCAUCUCCAGUGGAGUUUCUUAUGAGGAGUUUCAAGUCCUGGUGAGACGAGUGGACCGAAUGGAGCACUCCAUCGGCAGCAUCGUGUCCAAGAUCGACGCUGUGAUAGUGAAACUGGAGAUCAUGGAGCGGGCCAAACUCAAGAGGAGGGAGGUGCUGGGGAGGCUGCUGGAGGGUGUGGCCGAGGAUGAAAGAUUGGGUCGGGACAGUGAAAUCCACAGGGAACAGAUGGAGCGGCUAGUGCGGGAGGAGCUGGAACGCUGGGAAUCAGACGAUGCAGCUUCCCAAAUAAGUCAUGGUUUGGGCACGCCUGUGGGACUAAAUGGCCAGCCUCGCCCCAGAAGCUCCCGCCCUCCUUCCUCCCAGUCCACAGAAGACAUAGAAGGUGGAGGUGGAAAUGGGAGUUCCAGUAUCCACAUGUAGAACGUGUGUAAGGAUGUGUGUUCCUAUUAUGUAGGAAGGUGGCAGCCCUCAAUUGUUAACAACAAUUGUUACAACAAGUACACUAUUUAUAUACCCUGACCACCAUAGGAUGCUGGUCUUUGUGACCCAUUGUUUAUUCUUCUGCACUUUAAUUUAUUUUAUAUAAACAUUGCCCAUGGAUCAAA
Molecule: messenger RNA, 3161 nt
Organism: Chrysochloris asiatica (Cape golden mole)
Lineage: Eukaryota; Metazoa; Chordata; Mammalia; Afrosoricida; Chrysochloridae
Gene: PKD2
Product: polycystic kidney disease 2 (autosomal dominant)
Exons: 15
Coding region: 79-2976 (965 amino acids)
Biological process (GO): potassium ion transmembrane transport; detection of mechanical stimulus; release of sequestered calcium ion into cytosol
Cellular component (GO): membrane
Molecular function (GO): muscle alpha-actinin binding; voltage-gated calcium channel activity; voltage-gated sodium channel activity
Source: RefSeq, a predicted model, not a curated record